Cataglyphis hispanica is the source of this 6636-nucleotide messenger RNA. It is a transcript of the gene Pten, whose product is annotated as phosphatidylinositol 3,4,5-trisphosphate 3-phosphatase and dual-specificity protein phosphatase PTEN. The record is from RefSeq and is a predicted model, not a curated record. The transcript is spliced from 9 exons. Gene Ontology annotation, biological process: phosphatidylinositol dephosphorylation; phosphatidylinositol 3-kinase/protein kinase B signal transduction; regulation of phosphatidylinositol 3-kinase/protein kinase B signal transduction. Bases 1896 to 3473 code for a protein of 525 amino acids. Gene Ontology annotation, molecular function: phosphatidylinositol-3,4,5-trisphosphate 3-phosphatase activity; protein tyrosine phosphatase activity. Lineage: Eukaryota; Metazoa; Arthropoda; Insecta; Hymenoptera; Formicidae. Gene Ontology annotation, cellular component: nucleus; plasma membrane; cell projection.
UAUUUCGCGCGCGCGAGUUUAUAUUUUUGGAAUAUCAAAGUGUCAAAAUUUAAUGAAAUUAUUUCAGUAUUAAUUCUUGCUCGCGCGAAAAAGCACAGAAUAUGUGGAUAAAGAGAAUGGACCCGCGCUGCAAAUAAUCGCGCUCGCGCAGCAGCAGCAGCAGCAAGGGAACCAAGAAGAACCGAGGACGCACGAGCGACGCCGUUCGGCUCAGGCUUCUCUCUUGUGCUUGUGCGUCUCCACCUCCCGAUCCCGAUCCCGCGAACCAAAGACCGCGGUUCUUUCGCGAUUGGAGCACGCGCGCUAGACAAGAAACGCGUCGCGGUGGCGGCGGCGAUUCGAGCGAGCGUGCGUGCCUGCUUGCGCCUGGCUGCGUGCGUGCGUCCCGGUUCAGAACCACGGAACGGAGAGCGUAUCGUGGUUGUCCGCGGGGGCAGAGAGGCGAGAAAGCGGAAAAAGCACAUACACGCACACAAACACACUGUCAUGGCAUUAAUGUUAACGACGCGUGUCGAACGUACUACGUGCCAUCGUUGUCGCGAAACGAGGUGCCGGUAAUAUACGUAGUCGUUCUCCGCUGCGAAACAGUCGCGAGGUAACACACGGGAGAACGACGGCAACGAUCGUCGUCGUCCAUCCGUCCGCACGGAGAGAAAGAAAGAAAAAGAAAAAGAGAGUGUAUAUGUGUACGUGUGCGUAUGUGCGCGAGUGUACGUGUAUGCGUGUAACCAGCACGAGCAUUGUCAGUCGCUCUGCUUCGAAUCAUCGCAGUCGAUCUUGUACUCUCGGCAUCCACCUUUCAUCCGCGACGAGGAUUCGUGCGAGACGGUGCACGAGCUCGAGGACGUCACAUGCUAUGCGGCAUCCUCCGUUAUUCGCCGUCCGGUCGUCGUCGAUCGCGAGAAACGAACGCGGCAUCGCCGCCGCUGCCGUUGUGUCGCUUGCGAGCGCGCGCAAGAGAGAGCGAGAGGGCCGCUCCUCUCUCUCUCUACCUCUCUCACUCUUACGUGGAGAGUGCGAGCACGCUUAACCUAAAAUCCUCUUCUCUCGGUACGUCUCGUCCCGUGUCCCGUCUCCCUCGUCACCGCGGGAUCCCGUUGUCCGGUGUGCGUUCCCUCGAUAAGCGGCACGGCGUUUGUGCCGAGGAGACGACGCGUCCGAAUCGAUCGAGACUUGAUCUUUGACGGCGUUCAAUCGUGAACGCGACAGACCGAGACGGAGCCGCGAGUCGCGCGAAACUCGCUUUUUCGACGUCGCGCCUACCAGGCGAUGCUGAUUGUGAACUGCCAUCCUUCUCGCGACUCGAGUGUUCGUGAACGCGCGUGAUAAUAACUGGUGCUCUUAGCGGGUAUCCGAAUGUGCAUUCGGUGCUACCGUGUGAUCAUUUUCCUCUGCAUUGAAGAGUAUAUCUCUCUCUUAGUUCCCCAGGUAAAAUAGAACUCUCUUCCUCUUUCUGCCAUUAGACUCUUUCUUCCUCGUUGUCACUAAUAAACGAACUGAUGACGACUGUGAUGUCUGUGAUUUUCGGAACAAGAAUGUUUGUUUAUUGAACAGACUAGAGAUAAGGAGAUUUGCGGUGGACAAUGCAGCAAUUCAAAGACCAGAGCCCUUGAUAGCAGUUGUGCAGUUACGGAACUUGUGGUAAAUAGUGUAUGUGUGCACUUUUUUGGUGUUUUGUGUCACCACAGCUGUGAAAACAGUUUCUUCUCAAAGACCGCACUGCUGAUGUUUAGAGAGUUUCACUGUUGUGUACUCUGCCAAUUGCAUCAGACUGGUAAUAGUGAUGACAUUUCAUCAUGAAAUGAUUUGUGUUUGGUCAAGAGCAACCCCUAAGCUUCACGAUGGAAACAUAGGACACAUUCGAUGAAAAAAAAAAUGCCUAUGUAGAAGAACACAUGUUCUGGGAAUUGAUGGGUAUAUGCUUUUCCUGCAGGAGACCAACCAGUGGCAGGUUGAACAGUAAAAUCUCUGAACACAUCUCGGCAUCAGUAACCCCUCUCCAUGUUUGUCUGGAAGAACAAAGAGGACCAGAACUGGGCUCAUGUGACGCUUCACAAGCUCACAGGCCUCAAGUUAAAAGGACCUUUAAGAAUCAAAAAGCAGAAGAAGAAAUUCCCGAAGAGGUGGCAGAGGGUAGUUCGAUCGAGAUUGAGGCAGAGCUAAGACACAGUAUGGCCAACACUAUCAGCAACAUAAAGAUGACCAACCCCAUAAAGGGGCUUGUCAGCAAACAUCGUAAACGUUUUAUAGAAGAUGGUUUUAAUCUUGAUCUCACAUAUAUAAAAGAUAAUUUAAUAGCAAUGGGUUUCCCAGCUGAGAAGCUGGAGGGAGUGUACAGAAAUCAUAUUGAUGAUGUUGUUAAACUACUGGAAUCCAAACAUAAAGACCACUACAAGAUUUAUAAUUUGUGUUCCGAAAGAUCAUACGAUUGCAAUAAGUUCAAGCAAAGGGUAGCCAUUUACGCAUUUGAUGAUCAUAAUCCACCAAAGUUGGAACAGAUCAAGCCUUUCUGCGAGGACGUGCAUUCGUGGUUAUCUAAACACAAAGACAACGUGGCCGUAGUUCAUUGUAAGGCAGGCAAAGGUCGAACAGGCGUAAUGGUGUCUUGCUAUCUACUCCACAGUAAACAGUUUCUUAAUGCCACCGAUGCCCUUAAUUUUUAUGGAAAUAUACGCACUCACGACAAGAAAGGCGUAACUAUACCGUCGCAGAUAAGAUACGUAGACUAUUAUGCCACCAUUGUUAGAGAGGGUCUCAAUUAUCAACCAGUGACAUUAAUAUUGCGCAAAAUACAACUGGAUCCAGUCCCUAUUUUCAAUGGCGGUCAAGCAUGUCUGCGUUAUAUAAUCUCGGAAUCAAACAAAAGAAUAUUUUCGGGUGUUUACGAAGUCCGGAAAGGAACGCCUUCUAUAUGUAUCUCGUUACAACACAGUAUAGCUCUGACGGGUGAUAUACGAGUGGAAUUUUUCAACAGACCAAAAAUGAAACCAAAGGAAAAAAUGUUUCAUUUCUGGUUCAACACAUUUUUUGUCCGUGAAAAAGUAAAUUCUGAGUAUGACAAUGGCGAGUUACUUGUUGAAAGAGCGACGAGGGCAUUGAGCUGCGAUGGCACAGCUAUGGAAUGUCCAAUGGUUAUGUCGCACGUGAAAUCCAGAACAGGCUCGUUGGCGAGCCUCGGUUCUAUGCCACCUACUCUCGUUUUACGGAUAGGCAAGUCUGAGUUAGACAAAGCACACAAGGAUAUAAACCACAAAUUAUACAGUGAAGAUUUUAAAGUAAGUCUAUUUAUGCAUUGCGUGGGCGGGAGUACAUCACCGGCUGUGCCAGCGACGACGAACAGAAGCGGGGACGACAUGCAGCUGGGGAUGGGCGGGCAGGAGACGCCGAGCGAAUCGAGUGAAGCGGAUAGCAGUGAGUGCGACACCACUGGUGACGAGGACGGUUGGGAAUCCGGGGAAUCGACAUAUUUGUGACUGUUGAGACUUGACUGAGAUGAUGAUGGCGGGGCCGAUCGCGGGGCUAAACACUUCUUCACAGUGACGAUCAACCUCUGACCUCGCACCGCUUGAUUACCGAGUCGAUUGUCGAUGUGCGAAUAGAUGAAACAACCACCAUCGCCAUCCCGUGUCUGCCACACCACGCAUGCAUAUACAUCCUACCCACAUAUUCCUCGCCCCCGCAAAAUUCUUGAUAUCACACGCUGAUGCUUCACGAAAAAGAUUUCCGAAAGAAAUUCCGUUAUUUGAAUUAGAAUAAUUAAUUAAUUUAACAUAUUAUCAUCGUACGCGUACAUUGCUACGUUGUGCACGAUUAGUAUACGGCUUUUGUAUAAAAGAAAUAAAGCGCCGGUUUUAACUAACUCCACUCUCAGAAUGAUUUAUAUAACAAACGAUCUAUUAAAUAGCGAUUAAAUAAAUAAAUUUUUGUAUAUAUGAAAGCAGAGAUAUAUUUAUAAAUUAAUAUUAUUCAAGCUGCAAGUAUUAUUCGCGCAAAUUGAAGUCGAACUUCAAGCCCAGUGAUCGCUGCAGUAAGUAGAUUUAUUCUUUGCAUUAAUUCUAUAUCGUGGUUGUGCUAAUAUUUAUCAAAAUUGUAGAAAUUAUAGAAAUCAUUUUAAAAAAUUUUAUAUUGUAUGAAGAGUUUUAAAGGGAAAACUUUAUUUCGUUUCUUUUUUUUUUUUUACACGGAAAGGCGCUUGAUUUCUUCUGUGGAAAAGCGAUCUACAUUAGUAUUAGUUAGAAAUUUUUUUAUAAAAACGAUUAUUCGGCAACAUUUUUCUUUCAGUUUUGCGCGGCAAACAUUGUUUUAUUGUCGAGCGAGAGUCGCAAAAAUAAAGUAUAUCAAACUUAAUCUUUUAAACAAAAUUAGUACAUUGCACUGAUAAACAGUGAUUCUCAUUAAUUUUGUUGAAAAGAAUAAAAUUGACGCGCUAUCGAUUCCGCAUAGCGAAAUAAUUCGCAUAAAUAAAAUAUAAAUCGAGUUUAUUUUCUUCAUUUUUCCUAUUUAUUUAUUUUCCAAGGAGGAAACAAUAACGAUAUUCGUGUUUUGCACGAUAUAAUUUAUUUAUUUACUUUUUCUCCGAUGUGUUUUAUUCGUACAAUAUACGUACGCGUUUUUUUUUUCCUUUUAUCGUCUCUUCGACGUGAUGGGCGAUUUAUUUCGAUGACAUAGACAUCCGAUUUAUCGCAUGUAUUCGCGCGCUGAUAUUAUUAUUAUUUUAAGUUUGUCUAUUUUUUUUGUUAUCAACGAAACUCGUCAUCAAAUUUUGUAUAAUAUUUCCGUCUUCUUUUAUGGAUAAAGCAGAAUGCCUCACUCUCAAUAACAAUUGUUUGAUAAAAGUAAAUAUUACGAUUCUUUUGUACAAUAAUUGUUUGUAGUAAUCACCUAAUUUAAUCGCUUAAAGUGAUAAGAAAAAAAAACACGAUGACUGAUUGUUAAUUUACACAAUUGGUGUUUAGCAUCGAAAUAUAAUUGUUUCUGCGAAAAAAGAAUUUUGUUAUAUAUUAUUAUUAUUAUUAUUAUUAUUAUUAUUAUUAUUAAUUGGAUCUUUUAUGUAUUUUUUUAUUUAUGACCAUGUUGUAUCAGGGUUUUUAAUACUCUAUCCCAAUCUUUGUGUUUUGUAUUAUUAUGCCAUUAUCUAGGAUUGACAACGAGAAAGAUAGAAAUAUAGCGUUGUAUGUGUUGAAAAACGCAUUACGAGAGAAUAGAUAUGUAAGAUUCAUAUAGUUGAAAUUACAAUAGAUGAUUUUUUACGCUAGAUCGAUUACGAUAAGAUAGUAGCAAUAAAUAAAUUAAUGUCGCGUUUGAUUUAUUUCUAUACAUUUAGUAUUUAAUCGAAAAGAGGAAAAGAAAAGAAUAUUUUUUUUGCUGUAGUAGAAUAAACCUAUAUCUCGCAUAUAUUUUUCGCAAUAGAAAUUUAAGUUUGUCGUUAACAAGAGUACAUCCUAUCCCCGACACGUCUAGAUACGUUUUUGUGACCUCAUCAAUACUGUCUGCUUUUUACAAAGUAGAAACAAUACAUACAUACAUAUAUACAUACAUACAUACAUAUGUAUAUACAAUGAUUGUUACUAUAUAUACGUCUACGCAAAAAUGCAUUUGAAAGGAAUAUAGAACGAGGAACUUUGCCUUCUCAGAUAGAUUCAUUUCACUCGCACCGGAAGCUUUACUGGGACCAAUAAAACUAUCUUGUAAGUCUGCGUAUUUUUUUCUUUGCUGAUGACGAUCUUAAUCUUAAGAACUCUAUAUUUAUGGUAUAUAUUAGAAAUUAAUGACUCAACCUAUAGAGUACAAAAUACGUGACUUGAUCUCAGAAAUAGAAAAUUAAUUAUGUCUCCAAAAAAACACGGCGUUAAUCUUUUGAACAAUGUCAUUGAAUGACACAUUUAAGGAAUUUUAACAAAGAAUAGAUUUACUUACGUAAAAAGAAUAGUUUAAAGUUAUUUCUAGAAAAUUGAUUUGUCUAUAAUUAUCGUAUUGAUUUUCUCAUCGAAAAUAUGCUCUCGGCAACAACAAUUGUGUCCAAUUAAUGAAAAGCAUUUAUUUUAUCCAAAGAUUUUUAUAGACGAAUUUUAAAUAAAUAAAAUAAUUUGAACAUAUAUGAAAAAAAAGAAUUCGAAAACAUGCCAUAAUAAUUACGAACAUCAUAAUAACAUUCGAUUUCUUUCUUUUUCUAUAAUAUUUCUACUUUUGUAACUCGGCGAUAUAUAUUUUGAAUGACUGACGCGGGGAUGCACGUUUCUUUAUUCUCUCGAGGAUACAUCGCUAUUAUUUAAUUAAUUAAUUUAUUCGUAAGAUUCUUUACGAUUUUUUUUGCUUCUAUGAUGCAACAACGAAAUAUAUCUGUUUUAUUUUUUAUAUGCACAUUCGUUUAUGUUUUUCUAUGAUUUAAUGCGUAGUCAAAUACAAUUUACUUGAAAAUUUGUCGAGUUUAGAUCUUACGCGAUCUUUUUAGCGUUUUAUUUUAACAAUCUCCUUCUAACUUUUUGGCAAUCUAAUUUAUAUUAACAGUUAACUGUUUAAACAUAAAGAGGCAAUACCAUAUACUAUCCGCAGAUAGUUAAGUUAUAUGUAAUAAUGCGUUUAAAUUGCGUUCUUUACAAUAUGUACCUUGCAAUAACAAUAAGUUUGAUAUUAAAA